AUGGCUCAGACAAGAGUGUUGGUCUUCUUUCUUGUUCUCCUUGGUUCCUUGGCGUCCCAGGCCCAGUGGGCAGGCACAGUGGAGGAAGGCUCCUGUUCGAGGGUUCAUAACGACCAGAACAUCACGGUGUUAGCUCUGCCGGGACCGCAAGGACACAAGGGCGCUAUGGGGGAUAGAGGUCACCCCGGCUCGGCAGGUGUUCAGGGUGCGUCAGGUGGCCCAGGUGAGCCAGGCCCAGUCGGACCGGCAGGUGAGGUGGGGAAGAGAGGCGCGCGCGGCCCCGCAGGUGAGAAGGGAACACCUGGCGACGACGCACCUGCCCGUACAGUGGUGGCGUUCUCCGUGGCGCGAACGGACGGCUUGGCGACGUCGGCGUCAUCCAGCAAGGUGGUGCCGUACAACGUGGUGCUGACGAACGUGGGAGGGGGGUUCGACAAGGGGUCAUCCAAGUUCACGGCCGGGGUCGGCGGCGUGUACUUCUUCACGUUCAACGGCGUGACGCGGUUCCUUAGCAACGCGAGCUACCUGCUGCGGCUGGUUCGGGACGGGCAGCUGGUGGUCGGGCUGACGGAAGACAGCGGGCCCUUCCAGGAGCACCAGGCCAGCAGCAACAGCGCCAUCGUGCGGCUGCAGGCGGGACAGCAGGUCUGGGUGGAGCUGGCGGAGGGAGGACACAGUCUGUUCAGUAGCUUCCAUCGGCACCUUGCGUUUAGCGGCUUCCUCAUUACACCAGACAUGCAGCAGUAACAGCGCCACCAGGCGGACACAGUCUGUUCAGCAGCUUCCAUCGGCACAUCACUUUUAAGAGUUUCUCAUCAGCGCAAACAUGCAGCUCUAAAAUCGCCACUAUGCAGAAAGUAGCUUCCACUGAAAUCUCAUGUUUAACGGCUUUUUCAUUACCGCAGACUGAUAGCAUUAACUGCCUCCGUGCGGUCAAAGUUUGUACUGCAGGUACCUUAGUAACAGUACCAUCAUGCGGACUCAGAAUGUGCUACAGCUUCCACCGACAUUUCAAGUUAAACAGCUUUAUCAUAGCACAGACUGAUAAUUUGUUAGUAAGACUAAGUAUCGACGCAGAAUUCAU
Molecule: messenger RNA, 1084 nt
Organism: Branchiostoma belcheri (Belcher's lancelet)
Lineage: Eukaryota; Metazoa; Chordata; Leptocardii; Amphioxiformes; Branchiostomatidae
Product: complement C1q tumor necrosis factor-related protein 5-like
Exons: 5
Coding region: 1-747 (248 amino acids)
Molecular function (GO): protein binding
Source: RefSeq, a predicted model, not a curated record